Messenger RNA from Bactrocera latifrons, 2265 nucleotides. It is a transcript of the gene Ku80, whose product is annotated as X-ray repair cross-complementing protein 5. Gene Ontology annotation, molecular function: double-stranded DNA binding; telomeric repeat DNA binding. Gene Ontology annotation, biological process: cellular response to gamma radiation; double-strand break repair via nonhomologous end joining; cellular response to X-ray. Bases 80 to 2176 code for a protein of 698 amino acids. Gene Ontology annotation, cellular component: Ku70:Ku80 complex. The transcript is spliced from 6 exons. The record is from RefSeq and is a predicted model, not a curated record. Lineage: Eukaryota; Metazoa; Arthropoda; Insecta; Diptera; Tephritidae.
GUCAGCUAUAAAAUUGUGGCGGCCAAAUUUCACAACAAAUCCAAGCAAACAAAUUUCUGUUUUUAAAAAAGCCAACAAAAUGGCAUUGAAUAAGGAAUUUGUUGUAGCCGUACUAGAUAUUCGGCCAUGCGCCGAUGAAAAUUUGAAAUUGAAAUCCGUGAAAUUCGUAUCAGAAAUUUUAAAAGAAAAGAUUUGUGCGGGGAAAAAAGAUUUUGUUUCCUUUGUGCUACUUGGUACUGAAAAAACUUCCAACGAUGUCAAUGAGCAUGUUUUCCCAGAUAGUUACAAUAAUAUAACACAAUAUCAGCAGCCACAAUGUCCUACAUGGCAAUUGCUUUUAAAUUUCUAUAAAUUUGUAAAUGAAAAUGCUUGUGAUGAUGGUGAAUGGCUUGACGCAUUAGUUGUAGCAAUGGAAGUUAUAAAAAGAGGUGAAGAAUGUUUCAAGUUCCAAAAAUCCAGAAUACUAUUCUUCUACGAUUUCAAUGAUGUGCGGAAUUCUUAUGAUAUGUUUGACGUUAUCACACAAAAUGUGGCCCAAACAGAAGUCGAAUUGGUCGUAAUAUCAGAGAAAAUACGAUACAUCGAUAAUCCAAUUAGCGGCUUACCGAAAGCAAUAUUUCAAGAUGGCAAAAAAAGCAAAAACCAAGUCAAAAAUGAAGACUACGCCUUACAAUUGAUAACCAAUUGCAGUGCGCAGCUUUGUAAUUUUGAAGAAGCUAAACGUUGUAUAUUCAAAAUUACCAAUAAACGCCCGUGGGUUUGGAAUAGUAAACUAACUAUUGGUUCAGAGAUCAACAUAAAAAUAUCUGGUAUUAUUUAUAUGAAAGAUGAAAGCAAUAUCAAAUUAAAGAAGUGUUGGGGCCAAGAUGAUGAACUAGUUUCGCGUGAAUUGAAAUCUUUUGUACGUGGUUCAGAGAUAGAGCCUACUGUGGAGGAACUCAUUGAUGGUUAUAUGUUGGGCUCCACACCAAUAGCCUAUGAUGAAUCAUUGAAAGAUAAUAAGGAACGCUAUGAGCCAGGCUUAAAGUUUGUUGGUUUUAUAAAACGCAAUUCUAUACCGGAAGAGUAUUUUUGUGGUGAUUCGUUAUACUGGAUUGUGCAUCAGAAAGGCAUGAAUGCUUCAGCGCAGAAAUUUGAUGCAUUAGUACGCGCUAUGACGAAUUUAAAUAUGGCUAUGCUUUGUUGCAAAGUAUUUAGCACUGCAUUUAAUACUCCGAAAAUGGUAGUUCUUUUGCCUAAUAAGUUAAAUUCCGACAGGCCUGCCUCCCUUACAAUGGUCGAAAUAGCCUAUCAUUCACAGCAUCAGUAUUUCCAAUUUCCGCGCCUGCGUACGCAAAAAACGGAAUGCACUAAAGAGCAAUUUGCUGCCAUAGAUGAUCUAAUUGAUUCAAUGGACUUGACUAUAAAUACGAAAGUGUGUGAUGAGCCACGUGACACAUAUCAGCCCGAUCUGUUACCCUUCGAGUCAUUGGCACACAUUUAUGAGCAAAAUGUGUUGGAUGUUUUAGAAAGGAAGAUAUUAUCCAAUGCUAGUGAAGACGAUGAGCAAUUCGCUGAAAUGUUGGAUGAUAAAAAUUUCGUAGAAAUAUUUUGGAAAGUGCCUGAAAUGCGUGAGAAGAACGCAAAGCGUGCAGCCAAAGUGGUAAAAUCCUUAUUUACGUUACAAGAAAACCAAUCAGAAAGCAAACCAAACACAACUGCUAAGGUUAAAUCUGAAUUUAGUCAUAGCGGUGCAAGCACUGCAACUGAUAGCAGUUCUGCACUGAGUUUUGAUAGAGUUAGUGAGGAUACCCCAGCUGAAGAUUUUCGUCAACUAAUAAAUUGCAUUGUUUUGAAAAUGGAAAAUCGUACAGAGCGUGAUGCAAAAUUUCAGGUUUACGCAAAGCAAAUGCGUAAUACUAUUUGGACAUUACUAUUCCAAUCAAAGGAUAGCUUAAAUUACGAAAAGUUGGAAGCAUCGUUAGCAGUUUAUCGUAAACACUGUUAUGACUUCAACGCAUUUGAUGAUUACAACAACUGGAUUUGCGAAAUAAGAACUCGAGUUGUACAAAGCAAACUUCAACAUUUCUGGCAAAAGAUUGUGGCUGAUAAAAAUUUGGGUCUCUGUUUUGUGAGUACCGAUACGGAGGAAACUAAGCAGGCGCUAAAGAAGUUCUAUGAGUUACCUAGUGAUUAAAUAUAGUAAAUUAAAGAAUUCGACUGGGUAAGAAUAAAUUGUUAUUGUUUAUGAAAUGCAUUCUAUUUUAUUAUAUUGUAAAAAGUUAA